Messenger RNA from Pecten maximus, 2598 nucleotides. RefSeq names its product 26S proteasome non-ATPase regulatory subunit 5-like. Gene Ontology annotation, cellular component: cytosol. NCBI's taxonomy places the organism in Eukaryota, Metazoa, Mollusca, Bivalvia, Pectinida, Pectinidae. Bases 112 to 1614 code for a protein of 500 amino acids. Gene Ontology annotation, biological process: proteasome assembly. The transcript is spliced from 8 exons. The record is from RefSeq and is a predicted model, not a curated record.
GCCCUUAAUAUGUGUUCUGUAUGGAUAAAGUAUUCAUUGGUGUUGACGAAAUAGAUAUGUACGAAUUAUUCAGGAUUACAAGCAUGACACGAAAGAAAGAUACGGAGAAAGAUGGCAACUGACAUCGUACGAUUGCUGGGUACUCUGUCCUUAUCUGAUGAGCCAAUUGAAAAACUGGAAGAGUUAAAGACAGUGUUAUUUGCUGUUCAUCCUUCCGUUCUCGAAAACCAUAUUGGCAAUCUUUCAUUUCAGCAGCUGUUCACAUUUUUGGAAACAGAAAAUGGGAAUCAGUUGGAGUUGUGUUGUGACAUUCUCGCUCGUCUACUGACAGCCCUCGGUCCAUCAGGAGUGCUUCGUAACUUCUACGCAGAACUCUCCAAUGGCCUCUCCCACAAAGCUACAUGUGUUCAAUGUCUCUGUCUUCAGCAGUUACAACUGGUUGGAGAGGACACCCAGGCUUUGGAGGAAUUGGUGAGGCAGGAUGACAUUUUACAUCAGAUCAUACGACUUAUCGGCUCUGAAAGCCUAGAUGUCUCUUCAAAAGCCAACAUGGUCAUCUCUUGUCUAGGUCAGAACUCCACUGGUUUAAGUGCACUUUUCACUACCACACUGCUUCAGACACUGCAGCAGGUGAUGGACCGCAAUGAGACUGUCCGCUUCAGAGUGUAUGAGCUCCUCGUCAAGAUAUGUCGGGUAUCUGUGGUGGCCCUUGAAUACACACACCAAAGUGGCAUGCUCCAACAGCUGCUGAACGAGGUACAUAAGGAUGACAUCUUACUCCAACUCAACUGUAUAGAGCUGUUAUCUGACCUAGCCAUGUCCGAGCACUGCCUGGUCUUCCUUGAUCAGCAAGGGAUUAUCAGCAAACUGGAUGAAAUGAUAGCCUCUGUUGAGUCAGACCCAAUGGCUGGCCUUCUACUGCCAGGUCUUAUUAAAUUUUUCGGCGGCAUGGCUAGGUUCCAUCCAAAGGAAGUUUGUUCAGAAAAAAGUUUAUUUAUGAACACUGUUCUGGACAACACCAGAAACCCAGCCAUGACCAGUAUGGCUAUUCAGACAUUGGGCUUCAUUGGCAGUACACCUGAGGGCAAAGUGGCCCUCGACAAAUGGGAUGGUAAGCUGUUGUCCUCUGUGUCUGAUAUUGGGGCUGUGAUUAAGAGUGGUACAACAGAACUGAAGAUCAAUGCUUUACAAGCAGCAGAACGACUGUUGACUCUGAGGGUUGAAGACCAAACGACAGAAUUACUGAUGCUGACAGAGAAGUGGUUUAAACAUCUUGGUCAUGAGCCUCUAAGAGCCUUACUUGAAAUUGUCCAGCAACCCUUUACAGAUCUCCGCUGUGCAGCCUACCAGGUUUUCACUGCCAUGGCAUCACAACAGUGGGCACAAGAGUGCAUGAUCAAGUUUCCAGGACUAACAGAGUUCCUUUUGGACAGACUGACUGAGGCUACAAAGGAGGGCAAGGAUGCCAAAUAUGAACUUAUCAAAACGCUUGCGGAGUCUCCAUUUGCUGCCAACAGUUUUGGAAACCCGUUUUAUGUGAAAUUAAAGGCCUAUUGUGUUCAAGGACCAUACUUUUUACGAGCGCAUGCUGAAGUUGCAAUGGAGGGAGAAUAGUUUUUUCUGUAUUCUUCAUGUUAAGUCAUAAUUAACUGAUGUAACCUGGUUAGUCUAGGUAUAUUCAUGCAUGAACUACACAAGUAACGACAGAAUUCUUCACUAAUCAUUUCCACAUUCAUUCAUUUACAAGAUAAAUUCAUUCUAUUACUGCAGACAUACUGAUUUUUGUUUUUAUUUAAGCAUUUCAACUCUGUCAGUCUUAUACAAUAAUUGAUCCUGCUCCACCACUAUGAAGCCAAGGAUUAUGAUGUUUGGGCAGUUGCAAGCUGAGAUGAAUGAGAACUUUGUUCAAAUGAAUGACCUUGAUACUUUUUAAGAUCAUUCAAAAAAGCAGCUUUCAUUUCCAAAACUAUAAUUGAAUGGAAUAUACUCCCACCAAAUAUUGUCUCUUGUCCCACCACAGAUUCAUUCAUAAACCAUCUACCACCAUUACUCAAGCACCAAUUAAAUCAUAUUAUUUUAUCUAUUUUUUCCCUUUAUUGAAAAAAAAAAUGUUCUCUUUUUCAAGAAAAAGAUCGUUUUUCUUUAGAAAAUGAUCGUUUUCACAGCGUAAUUUUUUUUUUAUGGUGAAAAGUAGGGGGUGGGCUUAUUCCUGAAUAUUGGCGUAUGCAGAGAAAAUGUGAAAAUAGGGGGGUGGGCUUAUCCCUGAGCAUGGGCUUAUUUUUCCAUCUUACUCCUAUCUGGCAUUUCCCCUUAAGAUUGUUGAAAUUAGUCAGUACCAUGUGGUAGUAGAAGUAAGUCACAGAAACUAAAUGUGCUCAAAUCUUCAAAAUGUUUUAUUUAUGGUUCAUUUGGUAUUAGACAUGUUAUAAUUACUGAAAAGAAAUGUUUAUGAAUUUUAGUUACAUAUUCAUGACCUAAUUCAGCUUUGAAAUUCUUAUUAAUUAAAUCUUCUCUUCAUAAGCUGCAGAACAGGCGAGCAAUAAGUGCCUAUUGGAACUCUUGUUAUAGUGCUUACUAUGAAUAAAUCAAUUCAAUUAA